GGGGAUUAGCGCAGCGUCGGUGCCCGGUGUCUCUUUUAGACAACAACAAACUCAAGAGUGAAAAGCGUACACGGCAGAAACCCAUUUGCACCCGCUAGUCCUCGGCCAGUGUCAGCAUCUCUCCGAGCUCUGUGCUUCUUCUCCAUCCAGACCCCGGCGUUCAAGCAUGUCUCUGUCCGGCUCGCAGACACCAGAAGACGGACUCUACGGCUCCUGGGUCGAGCUGGAGGAGCUGAUCACAGCCGUGAGCCGCAGAGAGAGUCCUGCAGGGCCGCAGGACAGCGUCUCCUCCACCCUGCAGGGGGAGCUGGAGAGGAUCCUUCUGGAGGCACAGCUGGAGUGUGAGAGGAGUAGAGACAGUCCUACGCAGGAGGGGACUCCACGGUCCACCGGUUCCCCGAGACCCAGUAGUGAGCAUGACAGUGACUGUAUCACCAUUCAGGAGGAAACUGAGCGGCGAGGUGACACUGACUGGGUGUGGGAUUGGUCCAGUAGACCUGAAAAUAUGCCACCAAAAGAGUUUGUGUUUCAGCACCCUAAGCAGCAAAGCUCCCUCAGCGUGAGGAAGACUGAGGUGAUGAAGAGAGGAAUCUUCUCCUCUGAUGUUUUCCUCAUCCUUGUUCCCUCUCUGCUGGCUUCACACCUGCUCACACUUGGAGUCGGGAUCUACAUAGGAAAGCGUUUGGCCGCUUCUACAACUAGCACGCUGUGACGUCGGCUGUAGCCCAGUUCCCCCCUUCGCUAACAGUCCGGCCAUUAAGGUCGGACUGUUAGCGCACUAAUAUGCCUCCUUCCUUCUCCAUCAUGGGGCAACCUUAGGACCCUGCCCGCCUGUACCUCCGUCUCUCUGUCCAUCUGUCUACCCAGCAGCACUCUGCCAGUCUGUCUCUCUGUCAGCCUCUGCAUGUCGUAGAGCCCAGACCAAUGAGUCAGGCUGAGGUCACUUUUACUCUCCCGGAGAAUAACACUGAUCUCAACCAGCAUGAUCAGAGAGGAGAGAUAACCCAGAUACAAGAGAAAGGAGAGAAAGAAUUUUAGCCAGCUAGAACAAUAAAUCCCUUUGAUUGGAGGAGAUGAAAACGGUGAUUUGGGAACCGUGUGUUCGGACGAAGUGAGAAAGAUAAGAUGUGGCAGCCCAUCGCCCAACCUUCGAAAAAAGCAAAAUAUCUGUCAUUUGUCAAAAGUAAUGACCUUCUGUAACACUGAGCUGCUGAAAGCGGUUCUGGAGUUUUAUCCUGCACUGAUGGUGUAUCUAACGUAGAGACUUUUAGUUGGCUGAGUGAAUGUAGGAGUGGCUCUGGUUGUGCUUUUUGUCCUGUAAACCAAUUCAAUAUUUGACCACCGACAAAGACAAUCAUGAUCCCAUUAAACUUCACUCCUCAAAACCUUUAAUGUGCCUCUAGGGUCUUUUAUUCUUCUCUUCCAGUCUCAUCCUGCCAGUUUUCGCCGGACACAUGUUCAUCUCGUUUAAUAAAUGCAGGGAAAGUGAAGCACUUUUAGCAAGAUUUACUGAAUUAGGCCUGGGCCAGUAAUUUAUACUGUAUGUGUGCAGUGUAUUUUUAGUUUUUGUCUGGAGAUUAUGUGCAGGCAAUCAUAUAAAACUAAAAGGAAACACUUUGACAACCCACUCUGUUGUUGACAAAAUGCAAAUGAACCUGAGCAUCUGUUUAGAAUUUAUUCCCUUUUCCAUAUGAGGUAAAUUACUGAAAAUCACUCUGUUGAUUUGUCCUGAUAAGCUCUUUGAUGUGCAUUUCAUUCGUGUUUUUUAAACCUGAUCUCCACCAGAAAUGACUCCAAGUCUUGUCUAACAUGACAUCACACCAGCCUGUCUCUUUCCAUCUGUCGUUGUCAUUCUUUACCUCACAAAAGUCUUUUCUCUUUUUUAUAACAAGCUGCUGCUUGACCAGUCAAGGAUUUGACAUUUUAUUGGUUUCCCAUAAACCAGAAAG
Anarrhichthys ocellatus (wolf-eel) is the source of this 1949-nucleotide messenger RNA. Its product is annotated as BCL2/adenovirus E1B 19 kDa protein-interacting protein 3. The transcript is spliced from 6 exons. Gene Ontology annotation, biological process: defense response to virus; mitochondrial outer membrane permeabilization; positive regulation of apoptotic process. Bases 167 to 712 code for a protein of 181 amino acids. The record is from RefSeq and is a predicted model, not a curated record. NCBI's taxonomy places the organism in Eukaryota, Metazoa, Chordata, Actinopteri, Perciformes, Anarhichadidae. Gene Ontology annotation, cellular component: endoplasmic reticulum; nucleus; nuclear envelope.